Molecule: messenger RNA, 3062 nt
Organism: Engraulis encrasicolus (European anchovy)
Lineage: Eukaryota; Metazoa; Chordata; Actinopteri; Clupeiformes; Engraulidae
Gene: epb41l5
Product: erythrocyte membrane protein band 4.1 like 5
Exons: 26
Coding region: 287-2485 (732 amino acids)
Cellular component (GO): cytoskeleton
Molecular function (GO): cytoskeletal protein binding
Source: RefSeq, a predicted model, not a curated record
GGUCAACGACCUGUUGUUGCUGAAAUCCAUCUCUUAAUUGAGUGUCCACGAAAAUCUUUUAAUGAUGCGUUAAACACGCUAUGUGGUAAAAUACUACCGUCCCCGAGUGUGCUUGUUAUACUAGCAAGCAAUGGUUUUGAGUAGGAGACACUUUCCAAGGGAUUCUAAAGAAGAACUGGGUUGUCUCUACAUUACCUAGGAAUUCCGCUGUUUGUGGGAGGACGUCGGGUGUCACCAACUUGUUGCUUCAGCAGCAUCUCCAGGCGGGGAUUUUGGUCCCUGUAAAAUGCUGAGUUUACUCCGCCGGACGCUGGGCCGGCGGUCUAUCCGCAAACACGCUGAGAAGACGCGACUCAGGGAAGCACAGCGAGCCACCACUCACAUUCCGGCAGCAGGUGACGCCAAGUCCACCAUCACCUGCAGAGUCUGUUUACUGGAUGGAACCGACGUCAGUGUUGAUCUUCCGAAAAAGGCUAAGGGCGAGGAGUUGUUUGACCAAAUCAUGUACCACCUGGACAUUGUUGAGAAGGAUUAUUUUGGACUUCGUUUCAUGGAUUCAGCACAAGUGGCGCAUUGGCUUGAUGUCACAAAGGGCAUCAAAAAACAGGUUAAAAUUGGACCACCGUACUGUUUGCACAUGAGAGUGAAGUUCUACUCCUCAGAGCCAAACAACUUGCAUGAGGAGUUAACAAGAUACCUGUUCGUUUUGCAGUUGAAACAAGAUGUGCUAAGUGGCAAGCUGGAAUGUCCGUUCGAUACAGCCGUGGAGUUGGCUGCAUUUUCCUUGCAAGCUGAGCUGGGGGAUUGUGACCCAGCAGAACAUACACUGGAUUUGGUGUCUGAGUUUCAUUUUGUACCAGAGCAGACAGAAGACAUGGAGCUGGCCAUUUACAAUCACUGGAAGGACUGCAGAGGACAGAUGCCCUCACAAGCGGAAAUUAACUAUCUGAAUAAGGCAAAAUGGCUGGAAAUGUAUGGAGUGGACAUGCACAAAGUGAAGGCUCGCGAUGGCAAUGAAUACAGUUUAGGGCUUACUCCGACGGGGGUUCUGGUAUUUGAAGGCGAAACCAAAAUUGGUUUGUUUUUCUGGCCAAAAAUAACUCGUUUGGACUUCAAGAAAAGCAAACUGACUCUUGUGGUGGUAGAAGAUGAUGAACAGGUAAGGGCAGAAGAAGAUGACCAGGGAAAAGAGCAAGAGCACACCUUUGUGUUUCGCAUGGAUCACCCCAAAGCAUGCAAGCACCUGUGGAAAUGUGCUGUUGAACACCAUGCAUUCUUCCGUUUGAGAGGACCUGUCCAAAAGGGUUCUGCCCGAUCUGGCUUUAUUCGAAUGGGGUCACGAUUUCGCUAUAGUGGAAAGACAGAAUAUCAAACUACUAAGGCCAAUAAAGCACGGCGAUCAGCUUCUUUUGAGCGCAGACCCAGUCGACGGUACUCGAGGAGAACCAUGCAGCUGGCUUCGAGGAGAUUGCAGCCCCCCUACAAUAAUGGCUUAAGUCCAAACAAGGACAGAAAGGAUCAGCCUGGCUCCGUGCAGAUGGUAACUCCUGUGGUGGCAAGCUCACAUGACAAACUGGAGACAUGGGAAGCUGACAUACCCCCCAGUGAGCAGGCGGGCACCAGUUCUCCAGCAAUCAGCAAGCUUCAAUUAAUUGACCUGGUGGAAGCACAACAUGACGAGCUCAAGGUGUCAAGUUCUGCGACGGCAGCCAUCCAGUCAGAAGAGGCCACUUUUGGCGUUGUCCCUGAAGUUCCCUGCGUUCCCCUCACAGACACAAGUGCAUGUCUCAAGCCACCAGCAGAUCUGCAGAGCACUUUACUCCUUACCCCUGCUCAGCCUGUCAUCUACAGCAGCAAGACGGUAAUAAGCAAGGAGGACAUAACAAAAAAGGUGGAUGUUUAUGAUGAUGUCUUAAAUAGCAGUCUGGGGAUCAGUCCAGCACAAGAUGGCUUCUUCCUCAAAUCUCAUGCAGAAGAUACCAUGAAGGAUGAGUGUAUCACUUUAGGAAUUGAAAGAAAGACGAGACAGAGAGAGGCUGUGUCCAAGGGAGCUGCUCUUGGGAUUGAACCUGAAUCAGAGAGGCUCAAUUUAUCUGAAACGCAGCUGUCUGUAGAACCUGCUCUUAUGAAGGACAAAUCGGAUGAACGGGACAAGAGGGAAACCACCCAGACUGAGAACUUGAUAGAUUUAACGGACACAACCCUGGUUAUGAGGAUGACUCAGAGACACGGACCUCUGCACAUAGGGCAGGUGCAGCCGAAACCGGUCAUCACUCCAAGAUGGAUUAUCCCAACAUCUGCUCCUGGCUUGUCCAACAAUGGUCUCGUUGGACUUGGUUGUGCAGAAAAGACAUCUACUUUCCCACAAGAAGGAUUUCCACUGACUACACAAACACAACUGGCAUAUGCCCAGUGCAGCAUUCCAGCACCACAGAAAGAUGAUGAUGACCACAAGCCCAAGGGACUACUAACAACGGACCUCUAGAUUUAGACAAAUCAGCUAUACAUACACUGAUUAUUUUUUGUUAAUGAUGCUAUAUUUGGAUAGUCUCAAUCACUGUCAUUUUAAUCUCUUCACUGUUCCUUAUAUAAAUGUACAAUUAUUUACCUCCUCCAACCACUUUUUCCAUCGUCAACAACACUGGCAAUGUGUAUAAUCUCAUCUCAUUAGUUUUGUGUUUUUGAAUUCUGUCAUAGUGCUUACCUUUAAUCCAUUGACCUUUUUAUUCCUAUCAGUUGUAUGUCAUUUUAUUUGCCUUAUUGUGUUCUUAAUGGAUACAUUUGUAAGAUGUCAUACAUGCAAAAUUAAUUUGAUUACAAUUGUAACCACUGUCUAUAAUUUAAUUACAAUUUUAUCAUGGUGGUGAUGUACUGCCACUUAUGUUUAAGGCUCUUUUUGCAAUAAUUGCCAUGUAUGUACUCUUGACCUUUUGCUUUGUAGUUUGAUUUUAUUUUCACUUUUCAUCCAUUGCUUCACAACACAAUGCACGAAUGUAGAAGCGGCUGUAUCAAAAUCUCGAUUGCUGUAGUUGAUGCAGAUGAAAAUAAAACCUUUUAAAACA